AUGUUCCAUAUCGCCAAUGAAUCAAAAGCAACAGUGGCCGUCAUCAUGAACGGAGAUAUUAUUCUUCUAGAUGACUUCAUGAGCACUCUUAAACGAAUCUUGACAAGGUUUGAACAUUUUCUUCUCAUCAGCGCGCGAUACGAUCUUGAUAAACUUCCAGAAGACGCUGACGAGGACAAAUCAACUUUUAACGAGAAGUUGAGAAGCCAUGCUCUCAGGAAUGGCGUGUUACACACGUAUGGAGGAAUGGACCUCUGGGCAUGGAAUCUCGACGGCCCCCGUUUAUUCGACGGAGAGAUGCCUCAUUUUAUUUUUGGACGUGGCAAGUACGACAACUGGCUCACGCAUGAGACAAUUCAAGCGGGACGCCGCCACGUCAUCGAUGCAUCUGAGGCAGUCAUGAGUAUUCAUGUCCGCCAUAGCUACAGCUUGGUAACACAGUCGGGAAGGAAUUUGCUCUCAGCAGAAAACACAGCUUUUUGGUCGAAAGGAAAAAAGUCAAAGUUCGAACUCUUCGUGAACAUCUAUUUGAGCCUGCACAGUGGCACCUACAAGAAUCAAAUGGGAAGCAUUCUUUUCGCCCCAUGGCGUCUUGCGCGAUGUCUUGAACCGCAAGGCACUUGUCUUGUGCGAAGGGCCCGGCCAGGAUCUUGUAACUGCGAGUAUACAGGGUCCUCUGUGGCCACUCAGACCGACCCCGUUACUCAGGAAUGCUCGAGAGUUAUCCAGUGUGGAAUGGUAUCGAAGGAGGCAAAGAAUGAUUAUAAUAUUCCAAUUGCUAAACCUGGGGAUGAAAAAGAGCCAUCUUCUUUCGGGAUGCCAUUGACUUUGCCUUCUGUUUCUGAAAGAGUCGCAAUCAACAAUACUGUAAUAGUCACAGCCCUAAACUACGGAUAUCGCGAUAUUAUGAUGAAUUGGGUGUGCAACCUUCGACAUCUGAACAUUACCAACUUUAUCAUCUCUGCUUUUGACCGAGAUCUUUAUGAAUAUGCCUACGUUAGAGGGCUACCAGUCUAUUUGGAAACGGAAGUUUUACAAGGGCACAACGCGUCACUAUCUGACGUUGCAUAUGGCACAGACUCGUUCAAAAAGUUAACAAAACUGAAGUCACGAGUCGUUCUUCGAUUCUUGAAGCUUGGAUACAAUGUUCUUUGGUCAGAUGCAGAUAUCAUCUGGUUUAAAGAUCCGCUUCAGAAUCUAUGGGCGCACAAUGUUGACCUUGCAAUUCAGUCGAACGCUCCAGACAACGAACUCUGCAAUGCAAAAAGAAGAAUCAAUUCCGGCUUUUAUCUAGCACUUUCAAACAGGAAAGUCAUUUCGUCAUUUGAAGCCGUCAUCAAAUUCGCUUCAAAGUCUAGAAUGUCAGAACAGCCGUGUUUCUACGAUGUUCUAUGCGGGAAGGAAGGAGAAAGGCGAGUAGGAACAAACCGUUGUAUCUAUAAAGGUAUGGUUCUUCAGCUUCUAGAUCGAAGGUUUUACCCGAAUGGAAUGACAGACGGUAUUUGGGAUGUUGCUGCCGGCCAAAUUCUACAGGCUUUUCCUGGUCUGGUGAUACUACAUAACAACUGGGUGAAAGGAAGUGGGGCAAAAAACGAGAGAUUUAAGCGGCAUGGAUUCGAAUUUUUUGACUCUAAAAAGGGGCUAUGCCGAUAUACAAAAUCUUUUUAG
Messenger RNA from Chondrus crispus (carragheen), 1668 nucleotides. RefSeq names its product glycosyl transferase family GT77 cell wall polysaccharide biosynthesis. Gene Ontology annotation, molecular function: glycosyltransferase activity. The coding region runs from base 1 to 1668 and encodes 555 amino acids. Lineage: Eukaryota; Rhodophyta; Florideophyceae; Gigartinales; Gigartinaceae. The transcript has a single exon. The record is from RefSeq and is a predicted model, not a curated record.